CAGAACCGUUGGUCACCUGUAAGCGGCACCUGCAAACGACAAAGGCAACAAACCAACAGCCUAUUACAAAUUAAGUAUCAGGUGCAAUUUUUUUCUUAAAAAGGUGCAACGAUAACUGCGAAGACUUCAAUGGAUAAGUUCCCUUCGCGUGAACUAUUACCUAGUUGUGAAUUUUUACUAGCUGAGUGUGAAAUGCACCGCCAGCCUUCGGUGUCUGUGAAGCGCGAAUAACAUUUGGAUGGUUAAUUUUACCGCAAUAACUGUUCGACAUAUAAGAUGCCUUUAUCAAUAUGUGCAUGUGUUAUGUGACGAGGAAAUCUACCAGAAGGAAUAAAGAAAGCGUUUGUUCAGAAUUUGUUUUAAGACAUCCUGUAACAAAACGUUCGCUAAAGGGUUAUUCGUGAUCAGACAAUUCAAUUAAGCAAACUGCCCCUAAUAACUGGAAAUGAUGGGUGUAGCAAGGGAUAAACACCUCUUAACUUCCGGAUACUUGCCGACUCUUAGAAGUGGCUUGUAUAAGAACGCGAUGUUAAAUUUGUACCUCGUCCUGGCGUUCGUCACCAUCAUUUUACUUGACCCUCAAGCGUUGACUGUUUCGGUAGCUAAGUCGGCUGGGAGCACAACCGCGCACACAUCCUUUCACUCAGAUGCAAUAUCGAGGAACUACCAAGCCCGAGCCCGUCCUCUGAUUACUCUUAGCUCAGGAGAGUAUGAUAAUACGGAAGGCGGGGAAACUUCGAGUCGGGAUAGUGACCAUUACGGUGAUGAGGAGGAGUCUACGUCGACAGGCAGAUCGUUUAGCUUAGAAGACUGUGCCCGUUUGUUGACAAGCACAGCCCCUCCGGACUCUGGCGUGACCAGUUCGCGCACCAUCGGCGGUGGUGGAUUCGCAAUUCGUAUUGCAGGGAUGCCAACGAAAUACCUACACGGUGAAAGUUACACAGUAUUACUUCAAGCACCCCCUGAAUAUAGCAAUUCUCCACCGCGACGUUUCAUUGGAUUUACGCUGUUGCUGAGCGCCGGAUCAGACGACCAUCACUCAGCACGCCACCGAGGCCGGAGCGUGACAGAUAUUAAAAGGCGCAUUUCACACCGCGCAGCUUCCAUGGAACACCCCCGGCGAGCUCAGGACAUUGUCGGUGCUUUCCAGACGUUCGGGGAUGCGUUAUCACGUCUUUUGUCGGAUGACUGCGGUCACGUGGUUAAUGCUGCAUCUUCAGUCCCAAAAAGCGAAGUGAGCGUGAUAUGGACGGCGCCGCCUAUUGGCGCUAGCUGCGUGAUUUUUAGCGCCACCGUUAUCGAGUCGCCGGAAACUUGGUUUGCAGACGAUAACGAACUAACAAAGGAGCUGUGUCCAGAAGAGCGUGAAGACGAGGACGUUCAGCCACCCCUCUUGGCUGAGUGCUGCGCUUGUGAUGAAGCUAAAUACGAGCUCAUUUUUGAAGGACUCUGGUCUAAAAACACACAUCCAAUAGGUUAUCCAGAGAACGCAUGGUUAACAUACUUUUCGGAUAUAAUCGGUGCUUCACAUGCGGCCGACUUUCGGAUGUGGCAAUACGGAGGUCCUCCGUCAGAUGGCGUUCGCAGCGUGGCUGAACAACGCUCAACCAGUAGGCUCGAGGCCGAGCUUAAAGCGCAGUCAGGAAAAAUCCGGACAAUAAUUAAGGCUCGCGGUUUAUGGCAUCCAGCAGCAACCGAUGGCGGACGGACGUUUGCUGUGUUCCGUGUCGACCGACGUCAUCAUGUCGUGUCAGCGCUCUCAGCCCUUGGACCUCCCUCGGCUCACACCCCCUCCUGGCUAGUGGGAGUAAGCGCUCUCGAACUUUGUCUCCGCAACUGUUCUUGGGUUGCAUCAAAGACCAUGAAUCUCUACCCAUGGCAUGCGGUAGCAACGACGCCAGGAGUCAGCGGUGAUACCGAAGAAUCGACACAUCCUAUAAUCAUGCUGCAUCGUUCCGCACCUAUAGUUCCUCAGUUGAUCCGUCCGGUUGAAACAGCUGAGGCGUCGCCAAUGAAACCAGUAGCAAGGCUAACCAUUACAAGACAACGUCUUUACGAAAAGGUCUCGUGUGAUCCCGACGCUGCCGAACGGCCAAGAUCUGGCUCGAUCAAAGAAGAUAAAUUGAGGGCGUCCGAUCCCAAUGCGACCCCACAUGCAAGCGUCAAUGAGACUGGCGUUUCCUCGUCGUGUAAGAGCAUCUUUGGGCCAUGGGGACCUUGGGGACCCUGUUCUGCUUCCUGUGGAGGCCACGGACUUCGAUAUCGAACGCGUUCUUUACUCGUUCCGUCAGACGAUGAUCAAGGCGCAGAGUGCUCCUCGCCUGAGGGCGAAGUCGAUCCACAAACUCUACUUGAACAAAGCGAGGAGUGCGAAAACACGUGUACAAAUGGUAUCUCGUGUGAAACUACCGCCUGGUCACAAUGGACAGAGUGUGCAGCUACCUGCAACAAGGGGAUUCGGGCUCGUCGGCGGAAAUAUCUCGCAUCGCAGCAUAUGGCUCGAAAAGUUUGUUCCGUAAAUUUAGUGGAGAGAGAAGUUUGCGAAGCACCACAGGAUAUCGACUGCGCGUCGGAAAACAUUUCAUGGGAGUGUGCGGUCAGCGAAUGGAGUGAAUGGUCUCCAUGUACCGCAUCAUGUGGCGCUGAAGGUGUCCGUUUUCGAACGCGGGCGCACCUCCGACCUCAGCUAGCAGCUCUUGCUCGUUGCGCCGUGCCCCAACUACACAAGGCCACUUGCAGGUCUGAGCAGGUAAACACGGUUUGUGGGGAUGACGAACGAAAAGCACAAGAAGCUUGUUUCCUAGCUAACGAGCCCGGACCCUGCCGUGGCGCAUUUCACCGUUUCUACUACGAUAUCCGUUUGGGAAAAUGUAUGAAAUUCAUGUGGGGAGGCUGUAGAGGAAAUAAAAAUCGAUUUGAGACAUUUGCAGAGUGCAAAUCAAAAUGCGGCCGAGCCCUUGAAGUGUUAAGACUGAAUCAUCAGUUGCCCGUACCAACAACGGGGCCGUCGUUGUGGCUGUUUGAUGGCAGUCGUUAUGCAGGAAGGAAUCAUCCGGAUUCAGUGCUCGGGCUAACUUCUGAAACGCCUUUAUUUGAGCCGCCCUCCCCGAUACCAUCAAAUGAUGAUCAAGACGACAUGGAUGAAGCCCCAGGUCCUCCAGUUGACUGUGUCGUGACCCGUUGGUCCGAAUGGAGCCUCUGUAGUAAGACAUGUGGCAACGGGCGACGGUCACGUCGGCGUAUGGUGAAGACGAAUGCUCGUCGAGGGGGUCGGCCGUGUCCGCGAAAACUCGUUCAGCGAAGGAGAUGUCACGAUAAUCCGCCCUGCUCCACCGAAGGCAACAGUAGUGGCACCAGCAGCAGCCGUCCACGUCAGAAAGCCACAACACGCAGCAGCAGCAGACUGCUAACUAUAAAUAGCGCAAACGGGUCUAGCUCGAUGGUUUAGGUUGGCUUCUGGCACAGGACGUUCCGUCAUUCCGCUAACGAGGACAGUGAAAC
Varroa destructor (honeybee mite) is the source of this 3501-nucleotide messenger RNA. Its product is annotated as spondin-1-like. The record is from RefSeq and is a predicted model, not a curated record. NCBI's taxonomy places the organism in Eukaryota, Metazoa, Arthropoda, Arachnida, Mesostigmata, Varroidae. Gene Ontology annotation, molecular function: serine-type endopeptidase inhibitor activity. Gene Ontology annotation, biological process: cell adhesion. Gene Ontology annotation, cellular component: extracellular matrix.